AGCCAAGCCUCCAGAAAAGGGGGCCAUAAAUUUGAUCUUUACACCUCUAUACCCCUACCAGAAUCCAAAUUUGCGUGUUCUACGCCUGGCCAGGAGUUUGGCAGAGUAGUAGGGGUAUAGAGGCUGCUAUCAGCGCGCGAUACUGAUCCGCGGACGCGGUUGUGUUUGUGUGCGUGCGCAAGUCGAUGAAUCGCGAAAAGCCCCCCCCCCAAUCGCGAAGGAGCUCCACGGUUGCUCAGUACACUUGUUGCGAGCGCUACGAUCGAACGAAAGUGAGUUGGGAGCGCGUAUCUCCGCGUUGAACUAUUAUCGACCUUGCUGCGUCACUGACAGAGCAAAGUGGCAACUACCCCCGGUUUGGUGGCGGCCACUUAUCAAUCCGAUCGCUUGUUUUUUCAUUCGUUCGUGCUGCCCCAACAGCACGCAGUUCAGUCGCGCUCGCGUUCAGUGUGUGAGUGUGUUGUUUUUCGGUGCAAAUCGCCGUCGCCUGUAGUUUUGCCCCGUCGGUAAUAGCGGACGAACGAACAUGUCAGCGAUACGCAGCUUAACCUCGGCGGCAAAGCUUCUGUCCGGACGGACGCCAGGCGCACGGUUCUGGGGUGGCUCCAUGACCGUGCCGGCUCGAUCGAUGCAACACUACCCGAUCGAUGAACAUCUGUUCGGAUUGACGGAAGAUCAGCAACAGCUACGCCAAACGGUGUUUAACUUUGCACAAAAAGAGCUGGCCCCCUUUGCGCAGGAGAUCGACAAGCAGAAUGAGUUCAAGGAAAUGCGCAGCUUUUGGCGCAAGCUGGGCGAACUCGGAGUGCUCGGCGUUACGGUGAAGCCCGAUUACGGUGGGCUCGGUGGUUCGUACCUCGAUCAUUGCAUCGUAAAUGAAGAACUUUCCCGUGCGUCCGGUGCGAUAGCACUGUCGUACGGUGCGCACUCGAAUCUGUGCGUCAACCAGAUCCAUCGCAAUGGUACGGAGGAGCAGAAGGCACGCUACCUGCCCAAACUGUGCAGCGGUGAGCACGUCGGUGCGCUGGCCAUGUCCGAGGCCGGUUCAGGCAGUGAUGUCGUGUCGAUGAAGCUGCGCGCCGAUAAGCAGGGUGACUAUUACGUGCUGAACGGUACCAAGUUCUGGAUCACCAACGGCCCGAUCGCCGACACGUACAUCAUCUACGCAAAAACGGACCUGAGCGCUAAACCACAGCACGGUAUUACGGCGUUCAUUGUGGAGCGUGGUACGGCCGGAUUUUCGCAAGGUCCGAAGCUCGACAAGCUGGGCAUUCGUGGCAGCCCGACCGGGGAGCUGAUCUUUGAGGAUGCGAAAGUACCGGCCGCUAACAUACUCGGUGGCCUGAACAAGGGCGUGUACGUGCUGAUGUCCGGGCUGGAUUUGGAGCGGCUGGUGCUGGCCGCCGGGCCCGUCGGGCUUAUGCAGGCCGCGUGCGACGUUGCGUUCGCGUAUGCCCAUGCGCGCAAACAGUUUAACACACGCAUCGGCGAGUUUCAGCUGCUGCAGGGCAAGAUGGCCGACAUGUACACGACGAUGAAUGCGUGCCGCGCCUAUCUGUACUCGGUUGCGCGGGCCUGUGACCGUGGCCAGGCCAACCCGAAGGAUUGUGCCGGUGUCAUUCUGUACUGUGCGGAAAAGGCGACGCAGGUGGCACUGGAUGCGAUUCAAAUUUUGGGCGGCAACGGCUACAUCAACGACUACCCGACCGGGCGCAUCAUGCGCGACUGCAAGCUGUACGAAAUUGGCGCCGGUACGUCGGAGAUAAGGCGUAUGCUGAUCGGGCGCGCACUCAACAAGGAGUACGAGUGAUGAUAGAAGAGGGAGCGCGGAUCUGAACGACCAAGUGUACCAAGUGCACAACGCUAAAACCUAACGCUUCCUGCCAGAUUUUGGGCCAAAAAAAGAAAAGAUAAUUCCAAGCAAAACUGCUAAAAACGUGCAUUUACUAGGAUUAAUAGUGUAACCCGUUCGGGAACGUUUUCUAAAAACGUUGUUUGCAAAUAAAACAAAAGAAAAACCCCCGUUCCAUUUAUAAACUAAGAA
Molecule: messenger RNA, 2044 nt
Organism: Anopheles stephensi (Asian malaria mosquito)
Lineage: Eukaryota; Metazoa; Arthropoda; Insecta; Diptera; Culicidae
Product: isovaleryl-CoA dehydrogenase, mitochondrial
Exons: 3
Coding region: 527-1810 (427 amino acids)
Biological process (GO): L-leucine catabolic process
Cellular component (GO): mitochondrion
Molecular function (GO): 3-methylbutanoyl-CoA dehydrogenase activity; flavin adenine dinucleotide binding
Source: RefSeq, a predicted model, not a curated record